AUGUGGGGUGACUGUACGCAGCGGGUAAGUGUCCGAAAUGAACAACGUGCGAAUACCACGGUUCACAACUUGUCGAAACCUGCCGCAUUUAGUUCGCUGUUGACCGCCAAGCGAAAGUACUGCGUCACAGGCUUGCCUGACUGUGAACAGGAAAAAUUAAUCAAUAUUCUCUUAGUAUUUGCACCACUCGAAAUCCAUCUACUUCAAAUUCUGUAGCUACAGUAGAAAUUCAAGAUAGGCAAAGUCAUCGAGCUUUAGCUAUUACAUCUACUGCACAAGAAUCAAGUGCUUCUACGUCUGCCGAUUUGGCAGAAAGUUAAGAGAUUUUGACUAUUGCUGAAACGCAUCGUCAACCAAGUGCAUCACUGGCUGAACAACACGUCAUUGUAACUAUUGCUGAAGUGCAUAAACAACAACAAAACAACAAAGUUCAACACUACCUAGCCAACGGAACAUGGAAGCUGCAGCUGAAAUUAACAUAGCCAAUGAACAAUUACACGCACCUUCAGAUCCAAUGGACAAAAUAGAAGAAUUUCACCAGCAACAUAUUAUUUCGCC
Molecule: messenger RNA, 558 nt
Organism: Acanthoscelides obtectus
Lineage: Eukaryota; Metazoa; Arthropoda; Insecta; Coleoptera; Chrysomelidae
Source: the annotation of a GenBank genome assembly